Messenger RNA from Phyllostomus hastatus (greater spear-nosed bat), 1316 nucleotides. RefSeq names its product TATA-box binding protein like 1 (gene TBPL1). The coding region runs from base 312 to 872 and encodes 186 amino acids. The record is from RefSeq and is a predicted model, not a curated record. Gene Ontology annotation, biological process: DNA-templated transcription initiation. Gene Ontology annotation, molecular function: DNA binding; general transcription initiation factor activity. The transcript is spliced from 7 exons. NCBI's taxonomy places the organism in Eukaryota, Metazoa, Chordata, Mammalia, Chiroptera, Phyllostomidae.
UCUGCGCGCUGUCUCUAUGCUCCCCCGCGUCUAGUCUAUUUAUUGUCGCGGGGAAGCAGCAGUUGCCCGUACCCGGAACAACAAAGCGCGAAAGACGGAGCCCGUGCCUCGGGGGCUCCUAGCAACGGGCCGGGGCGGGAGUUCCAUGGAGACUGGGGAGCGCGCCCGCCUCAUCAUCAUCCUUGUCCUCCAGCUUCUCUUUCGCGUCCGACGCAACCGGCAUCAACGCUACAGCCGUGUCCUCUGCCGCCGCCCCCUCUUCCCACGGAUGUGAUCUUCGUGGUGGGAAGCUAAGUUUUUAAACUACCCCAAUGGAUGCAGACAGUGAUGUUGCAUUGGACAUUCUAAUUACAAAUGUAGUCUGUGUUUUUAGAACAAGAUGCCAUUUGAACUUAAGGAAGAUUGCUUUGGAGGGAGCAAAUGUGAUUUAUAAGCGUGAUGUUGGAAAAGUAUUAAUGAAACUUAGAAAACCUAGAAUAACAGCUACAAUUUGGUCCUCAGGAAAAAUUAUUUGCACUGGAGCAACAAGUGAAGAAGAAGCUAAAUUUGGUGCCAGACGUUUAGCCCGCUGUCUGCAGAAACUAGGUUUUCAGGUAAUAUUUACAGAUUUUAAGGUUGUUAACGUUUUAGCAGUAUGUAACAUGCCAUUUGAAAUCCGUUUGCCAGAAUUCACAAAGAACAACAGACCUCAUGCCAGUUAUGAACCUGAACUUCAUCCUGCUGUGUGCUACCGGAUAAAAUCUCUACGAGCUACAUUACAGAUUUUUUCAACAGGAAGUAUUACAGUAACAGGGCCCAACGUCAAGGCUGUUGCUACUGCUGUGGAACAGAUUUACCCGUUUGUGUUUGAAAGCAGGAAAGAAAUUUUAUAAUUCUUCACUUAACUGGUUAGAAUCCCUAACUGAGCACCUUUUAAAACCUGCUGCACAUUGGACUCAAAAGGAAAACUGGACCAACAGUAACUGAGGAAACAGACUCUUUUAUUCCUUCACGGCUACAGUGUAAGCUCCAGUCCCUUUGGAUUUUAUUUCAAACUUUGCUGUAAUAGGAAAAGGAAGUUUACAAGACAUGACAUUGCUGCUUUUACAGAAGGACAUUCUAUUUAUUUUCGCAGUAAUUCUCAUGUCCCCACAGGCAGAGCUGUCACUGUGCGCACUGCCUUGAAUUGUUUUGUUGUUAUUUUUUUCCAGUUUGAGCUAAUGUGUUUUAUUUGUGACUAGUCUUUUACAUUUUUGUAUGCUGAAUAUGGGCACCAAAGAACCUGUAAAAGUUAUCUUUUUCAAUUGAAUGUGCACAAAUAAAAGUUUGGAAAAGGU